UAGCGCAGUUUAUGUUUCGGCGACACUGCGCACUCGCACACUUCCUCAGUGACAACUCUGCAAAAGUAGAAUGGGUAUUAUUUCUUGAUGCUGACAUUGGAGUUGUAAAUCCAACACGUAUGGUGGAGGAAUAUUUGCCACAGAAUAUUAUGCGAGAUGGAAAAAUACAAUCGCUUCCUGAUCUCGUCUUCUACGAGCGAAUAUUUAAUGGUGAAUUUGUUGCUGGCAGCUAUAUCGCCAGAAAUACAGUAGCAACAAUCAAUUUCCUACAUUUCUGGGCCGAUUACUUUUACAAAUUACCAUGGAGUUGGCAUGGCACAGAUAAUGGCGCAAUCCACGCCGUUUUCUUGGAUCGCUUCUGUGGUGAUGGCUGCUCUUCACGACGUUUCAUCUGCAUGAAACUUUGGCAGCGUUCAAGAGAUGAUGAUGGUCUUAGGCUUUUUACCGAUUGUGCAAGAAGCGCAUUAGGAAAACGGAAUUUGUUUUUAGAAGAAAAGGAAGGAAGAUCCACAAGUCUCCUCUUAUUGACAGACUUUAGGCAGUACUGGGCGCGUGACAUUUGGCUUACUGGAAGCGAGUGGAACGAGAAGCGUGACUUCUUCCUCCACGGCUUCAAAAGAAAAUGGCAAAACUCCACGAAAUGGGGUGGGUGGUUCUCACCGUUUAACUUGGACAACGCCAAUCUUGCAAGUGAAAUGACAACGAUUAAUUGUGCCAAAAUCGGUAGCCAAGUUAAAAAUCUAUGGAAAUACGAAUCAAGAUUCAUGAUAAGUAUGGAGAAAUUGGAUACAAAGUUAUUUGCGCAUGUACGAGAGAUGCGAAUGCAACAAAUGGAUUAUUGGAGGAGGGUAGAGGAGUAUGCACUUGAAGAAUGGAAAGAUGCGACAACAACUCUCUAG
Molecule: messenger RNA, 899 nt
Organism: Meloidogyne enterolobii
Lineage: Eukaryota; Metazoa; Nematoda; Chromadorea; Rhabditida; Meloidogynidae
Source: the annotation of a GenBank genome assembly